GUCGCAAUUGGCUGAGGCUGCCUGUUUUUUAAUGUGUGUAGAUAUUGCAGUGCAUGCAUGUACUAUGUGUCAUUGCGGCUACGUAUGUGUAUGCAUGGGCUAGGAUGGAAAGUCUUUCACAGGUUGCCCAUGCUGCUGUCAAGAAAGGGACGAUAAUCACAGGAGGAAACUAAAAAAGAGUUUUGGGUCAUCCGUGAGGUUGAAUCUGGAUCACCGAGCUGCUGGAUUCUCUUCUGCAUGAUGACAGAAGUGUCCUGUACGGCUUUAAUCAUGGACUCCGAGAUGAUGUCACAACCAGAGUCAGAUCAGAUCCCUCCGGUUGACCACAAGUCUGCACCACUUAACCUGGUUGACACAGGAAAGGGUCUCAAGGUCCAAACAGCCACACCUCAUCUGGUUAGCCUGGGCAGUGGGAGACUAAGUGUUGCUAUUACCUUGCUGCCACUAAAAGAAGGUGUGACCCGCAUAGGGCGAGAAGAUGCCCCAACGCCUCAAGAUAUCGCCAUCCAGGGCCCUGGGAUCGAAGCGGAACACUGCCUAAUCUUCAAUGAAGGCGGUGUAGUAACCCUGGACCCUUGUGGUCACUUAUGCAGUCUGGAUGGAGUACAGGUCACCGUGCCCACACCACUCACGCAAGGUUAUUCCCUGUGUCUUGGCAAAUCCUACUUCUUCCGGUUCAACCAUCCUGAGGAGGCAAGCAGAAUGAAGAGCAUGCUUCCUCAAAAGAGCCCCGUUUCUGCCCUAGCCUACAAUACAGACUACCUGAAGUUUAGCAGCGAUUAUGGCCAUGCUGUGGUCGGGGGUACCAGCAGCACACGGGGCAUGCGCUCAGCCUCCGAGCUCCGGGAUUUAAUGGACACCCUACAGCGCAAGAAAAAAGCUCUGGAAAACAGCCUGAGAGCAAACGGGACGACCAACCCGUCGUACUUCAGUGUGACACAGUCUCCUCCUACCACACCCAUCACCUCUAUGUCCUCGGCCUCAUCGGCACAUCAUGAACAGGCAAGACGUUUCUAUGGCACGGAUCGUCCCCCUAUGUCACUGAAAUCUGUUUCCCCUGCGUCCCCGUCUCGACGUUCCGACCAUUCCUCUCUGCAGUCACGUUCCUCCAUCACUCGCAACCAGGACAACUUUUCCACCGGCGAGAGCCGACGUUUCAACAACACGGGCUCUUCUUCAUUAUUGUCAACAUGGAACGGCAGGGGCUCAUCCACCUCUGUAUCGGGCGGCGACAGCUCCCUCCUCUCACUUCCUCCUUCCUCGUCCUCAUCCCGCUCUCAAAUGAACGGCGGCGCCGUCAGCAUGCCUUCGAGCCCCCGUCUUGGACGACGAAGUUAUGGCAACCAAGAAGCUGUACAGAGCGGUCGAACGAGGAAAUACUCUGCCGGUUCUCUAAACGGGAUGAUGACGGGAAGCGGGCACAGCCGAUCGCUGCCUCGCCUUUGCCCGUCUCCGUCUCCUCGAGACAAUAACAACGGUGUUCUGACAUUGUCAACAGCUCACCCGCAACGCUCCGAUACUUACAAACUUAGCAAAGACAAUUACUACAACAACAACAACAGCGUAAAUACGAAUCUAGACCUCAACCACAACUCCAGCAACUCCAACCAACAGCUCUCGAACAGGAAUCAUACAAUCUAUAACACAACAAAAGGAGAGGGCGUCGUUUCUAUCUCACUUUCCUCCCUUAAGAUGCCCUCCUGUAAUGGCGUGGCUUCUCUCACGACAUCCCCACCUGACGUUACAAUCCCGUGCAAAACGGGAGGGUCCUCUUCCCCUCGCGUGGCCAAGAAACUCAGCCUGACUUCCACAAGCUCAGCGGGCUCCAUCAGCUCCUCGAUCACCAGCCCCUCUGAAAGAGAGCUUUCGAAAGCAUGGGUAGACCUGGAACCUACUAGCACUCUGGGCUUUGGACGUAAUGAGAGGAGGUCAUCAUUUGGAAAAGCAGGAGUCACCCCACCAGGUGGUUUUAGGGAAAGACGGGGGAGUAUCAGCUCACUCAGUGGGAAGGAGGAACUAAGUGACUACCAUCAUCAUCAAAAAGAGGAGCGUCUUCGUGAGCAGGAGGUGGAGAGACUGGAAAGACAGCGUCUCGAAACCAUCUUGUCCCUCUGCUCCAAGCUAGACCAGGAAGACGGUGGAUCAGAUAAAAAUCCAGCAUCUGCUGUGGCAGACCUUCAGAAGAUCAACCAGGAGCUUCAGAAGCUUCAGCUGAACGACGAUGAUGACGACGACGACACGCCCUCAGUUUUCUCCAGCAGCUCAAGAGGGAAUGGACUCAUCACAGAGAACGGGUAUUACGACGCAGAGCUACUGGUACGACAGAAGGGCAGCGGUGAUACUCGAGACAGCAGGGCGGAAUCGCCUGCUGUCAGUCUGCGCAGCUUUGCUUCAUCACCCUCGCCACAUACACAGAGGAUACGUGAGGCACACGAUGAUGCAGUCCACCGUUUCGGACAGGAAGCCCUACCCUCGGAGGAGGAAAUGAGGCGAGUGGAGGGGGAGAGGAUCCAGGUCCUAAACAACAUGGAGGAGCUGGAAAAAAAAAUUAAAGAGCUGGACAACCAGAUGGAGGAAUCCGCCCGAGAGGUGGAGGUAGAACAAGCUCUUGUUGAGGCAGAGCAAGCGUCCGAGAUAGCCGCACUCCAACAGGAAAAAGACGCUCUGGCUGCACUUCAAAACAAGAUAGCUGACAUGGAGACUAAAUCGCAGCAUGAAAAAGACAAGGCGUGCGAGUUGCUGCAGACAGAAAAGGGCAGAGUAGAGAGUUUGGCUCAGAUUGUGUAUGAGCAGCGCUCCCAGCUGGACAGCUGCCCUGAGGCCACCAAGGAGCCCCUGCAGGAGCAGCUAGCCAGGGACUGUGAGAUACUUGAGACGGAAACAAAGCGCUUUGAAGACCUGGAGUUCCAGCAGCUGGAGCGAGAGAGCAGGCAGGAUGAGGAAAAAGAGAUCCAAACACAACAGCUUCUCCGAGAGAUCGCAGAGUACCAUCGGAGCAGUGCGACCCGCGAGGAACGGCUGUUGACUCUCGAGAAGCAGGGUGAGGAGAUUACCCAGCAGGCUGAGCGAGAGAAGGAAAGCUUUCUGAAGGAGAGACGUAAACUUGAAGAGAUGCUACAAAGGGAGAAAGAAAACCUUGCCCCUCUUGAUCGAAAAUAUGCUGACCUAAGUGGUGGCCAAACUUACACAUUGAGAGAGCAUUUCCGGUUGCUGGAGGAAAGGAAGCGAUCUGACAAAGAUGUCGGACCCCAUCUGAGUGACACGUUACCCAAAAAGAGAACGACACCCACCAUGAUGCCCCAGUUCUCAAGUGCAACACUUGGACGCAGUUUCCCAGUUAAGGCCCAUCCACCUUUAGUACAGAGCACAAGCUGUGGCAGCAUUCUUCCCAGAAUGCUCUCCUUAUCCAGCAGAGAAACAGAAAGCAGACGUCUGCAAAAAGGUCAGCCGAGCUCUCGAGCAUCAUCCCAGACCAACGUCUACCUCAAUGCUUUUGAGUACCGCGACAACCAGGCCUUUGACACAAUGAGUGUGGAUAGCACCGACUCCAUUGAAACCAGCAUCUCGGCAUGCUCUCCUGACAACAUCUCGAGCGCAAGCACUUCCAAUGUGGCCAAGCUCGAGGAGAUGGAACGUCUGCUGAGAGAAGCGCAGGCAGAAAAAAACAGGCUCCUUGAACACAAGGAGCGAGAGAUGGAAAUUCGCAAGCAGGCAUUGGAUGAGGAGAAAAGGAGGCGGGAGGAACUGGAGAAGAUGCUCCAGGAGGAGACCAGCAGGCGGCAGAAACUCAUCGAUCGUGAAGUGAAGUUACGAGAGAAACAGAGAGUACAGUCCCGACCACUCACACGGUACCUACCGGUGCGCAAGGACGAUUUUGACCUGCGGGCUCACAUUGAGUCGGCGGGUCACAGCGCAGACACGUGCUUCCACUUGUCCAUCUCCGAAAAGACGUGCAGAGGCUACCUUAUCAAGAUGGGAGGCAAGAUAAAGACCUGGAAGAAGCGCUGGUUCGUCUUCGAUCGCAAUCGGCGGACGCUUUCCUACUACUCAGACAAGCAUGAAGCCAAGCUGAAAGGCGUGAUCUACUUCCAAGCCAUAGAAGAGGUGUAUUACGACCACCUGAAAAAUGCACAUAAGAGCCCCAACCCCUCCCUUACUUUCAGUGUGAAGACUCACGACAGGGUCUACUACAUGGUGGCCCCUUCCCCCGAGGCCAUGAGAAUCUGGAUGGAUGUGAUCGUUACGGGUGCUGAAGGAUACACACAAUUCAUGUUGUAGUGAAGUGAAGCGGUUGUGGAAUCAUCUCUAUGAGCAUCGAAAAAUCUCUUUGUGGCUUAUUUAAACACUAUAUACAUAUUGUCUUUUUAGUUAUCUAUAUCGCCUACUUGGACAAAUAUCUGACAGAAGUUCAGAUGUAUAUAUAAGUUAUGAUUUACAUGACUUUUUACUAAAUGACAAUACAAAUCUAAGGCUUUUGUCUUACCGCCACUAGUGUAGUCUGUAUCACACUACCUCUUUUUUUUAUUGCAAAAUAUUUUGAAUACUGACAAAUCAGUUUCAGAUCACCUUUUGAAUCACUAACUCGUAAAAUAGAAAAUAAUCAGUAGUAGUAUCAAGUUGAUCAUUUUUGUGGAAGCAAUAAACAUGCUCGUUGAGAUUUAGUAAGCGAAACCUUAUCAUUUUGAUAUGUACUAUAUUCCUCAGGUUUUACUGUGUCCGUGCGUAUAUUUUGCGUGUGCUCAAAAGUGCCUCUUUUGCCUAAAUUUAGAUUUUUUACAUUAGGCUUAAUUUUCAAGUUAGCAGGGGUUUAAUCAGUCAGUGGAGUUGAUUUCAACAAAUUCUGUGUAGUUUGUUAUAGUUGUUCGUUUCAGGGCUCAGGAGUGGCUAAGCUAGCACGAGUCAAUGGUCCCGUCUUAGCAUGCCAUGCAAUCAAUAGUGUUGGCUACUGUGUUUUCAGGACAAAGUUAUUCAAACUUCACAUUGCAUGUCAAUAACUGUAGUGUGAACAUUUGUAAUCCAGCAGCUCUGCAGGGAACACGUUGCAGAGAAGAGUGAUUUUUUUCUUUAUAGAUAUGGACGUAGAACAGUCUCAGUUCUUGGUUAAAAGCAAAAAAACAUACAGUUAGCAUUUAUUUUACAUAAAUAUGUCAAAGUACAAUGCUUGUCUGUUAGUGAAUGCAGCUAGCGGCCACCUUAUGUAAAGAGAGCUUUUUCGUUGAAAAUUUUUGUGAAUAAAUACUUAAAUCCCUGAAUUCUUUAUAGAUAUGGUCGUAAAACAGUCUAGAUUCUUAGUUAAAAGCACACAAAAAAAAAGUGCAGUUAGCAUUUAUUUUAUGUAAAUAUGUCAAAGUACAAUGUUAGUCUGUUAGUCAAUGUAGCUAGUGGCCGCCUUAUGUAAACAGAGCUUUUUCAUUGAAAAUUCUCGUGAAUAAAUGCUUAAAUCCCUAAAUUCUUUAAAGAUACGAAUGUAAAACGGUCUCGAUUCAUGGUUAAGAGCAAAAAAAAAAAAAACGUGCAGUUAGCAUUUCUUUUACGUAAAUAUGUUGAAGUACAAUGCUAGUCUGUUAGUGAAUGUAGCUAGUGGACGCCUUACGUAAGCAGAGCUUUUCCAGUGAAAAUUCUAGUGAAUGAGUGCUUAAAUCCCCAAAUUCUUUAUAGAUAUGGACGUAAAAAAAAAAACCUGCAGUUAGCGUUUAUUCUACGUAAAUAUUGCGAACUAUGAUGCCAAUGCCGUAGCGGCUAAUUUCUCCCAUUGAUUUUUUUCCCCCCAAGUUUCUAAAUGCAUGCAUGGUCGGAAAAAUAUCACCUUAAAUCCUCGAACAAAUCACUCCUGAGACGAUCCCUCCUGUUUGGAUGCGGUCCAGCUUUUGUGCUUAUUCAACAGAAAUCUGGCGUUAGAAGAACAGAAUAGAAGCGGCACAUCAAAACGCCACACUAAAAAAUAGUAAAAAUUUCAAAAUGGCUCACCUCUUUGUCCUCUGUAGGACCAUGGCCUCUAACAAUAUGUUUACUGCACAUGAAGGUGAAUGGCUUCACCUUGUUUGUGUUUAACUGGUCUUUUGACAUCCGCACCAGUUAUCCAUUCAUCAUAUUUUUUCCUCAGAGUUUUUGGCUUUGUGAAACAUGAAGAAAACAUCCUUUAUAUGUCCAAAUGUCUUGAGUCGUUUCUACAAGUUCCAUAGCAGCAGUGUUUACUCGGCAUGUUCUUUUUGGAAAUAUUUCUAGCAGAAAAUAAGCAGUAAUAACAUGGAUUGUAUGCGAGGGCAUGUCUCUGUUGACCCACUUCCGCGUUAAGAUGUUGACUUUACAGUCCAAAAAUGGCAUGUGUGACUCAUGCUAGCUUAGCCACUUUAGAGCCCUGAAACUGGUAACGAAUAAACCGCACGGAAUUUGUUAUAAUCAACUCCACUUGCUAAUUAAACUCCAGCUAAUGCGACGUUUAAGCUUAAUGUCAAAAAUUCUGAAUUUCCACUUUAAGUAUUGCUCAACACCAAAAACACACCUUAUACACAUUAGGAUGAAAACAUAGGUUUAAAAUAUCCAGUGUUGCCAAGCCAUAUAAAAUAUAUUUAGUUGCUAAAUACCUGUGCCUUUUUAAAUAAGACAAUAUUACUGCAUAUAUAUUUUUUUAUGCAUGUACCUUAGUCUUUUAUUGACAUACUGUAGUUCUUAUAUCUUGUUCGUGAAGCCGAAUUGUUUGGCUUCUUUUGAUUGACCACUUGACGGGUUAAGCUGUCCUGAAAGUGACAAAAAAAAAAAAGGUACAUUAGAUGUAUAAUAUUAAUAAGACCAUGGAUGUACUAUCUGAGCUGGCUAUCCUUUUUUUUUUUUGAUCUGUUAUUGUUAAUUUAAUGGGAUUUUUGUACUGUAUACCAUCUAUAGACAUAAACGUCAGUUUUUCUUGUAUCCGACCCUUAGUCAUUCUGGUGCAUCUAUGUCAACCCUUUUCCACUGAACUUUUGACUAAAGUUCAUGUUAUUGUAUGAUUUGUGCGAGGUUUAAUGAUUUUUUUUGUCUGUUUUCGCAUCACGUUCCGAGCACAUCUGUUUUCAGUCACUUUGUUAUUUGCAUGUAUGUUCAUUUCCAAUGUUAAAUAUUAAACAUCUAUUGUUUCGUCUCA
This is a messenger RNA of Corythoichthys intestinalis (scribbled pipefish), 7120 nucleotides long. It is a transcript of the gene phldb2b, whose product is annotated as pleckstrin homology-like domain, family B, member 2b. NCBI's taxonomy places the organism in Eukaryota, Metazoa, Chordata, Actinopteri, Syngnathiformes, Syngnathidae. Gene Ontology annotation, biological process: regulation of microtubule cytoskeleton organization. The coding region runs from base 238 to 4278 and encodes 1346 amino acids. The record is from RefSeq and is a predicted model, not a curated record. The transcript is spliced from 23 exons. Gene Ontology annotation, molecular function: protein binding. Gene Ontology annotation, cellular component: basal cortex.